AUGCUGCUUAAGUUGUCGAGCAAAAGCCCUGAGAUUGUUAAAUCGUUGCUGCUUUACAUGAUAACUCUCUUUUACGUGGUGCGCAAAGUAGUUAUCGACGAAAUUGAAAGCGCAAAAGUUGUCGUGACUCGAGGUCUGGAAAACACGCUGAUAUUAGCCAAGAAGGAUCUCAAUAAAUUUGCUGCAAUUGGAUAUCAGCUAGUUUUCUAUCAAACAUCAGCAACAAGUGCAAUCGCAGACACUCUUCUCGAUGAACUCAAGGAGCUACACGCGGUCAAAGGUGAGUACUCAGCAGGCGAAUUGGUGCUGCAGCUUCAGUUGUAG
Plasmopara halstedii is the source of this 324-nucleotide messenger RNA. RefSeq lists its product as uncharacterized. The record is from RefSeq and is a predicted model, not a curated record. NCBI's taxonomy places the organism in Eukaryota, Oomycota, Peronosporomycetes, Peronosporales, Peronosporaceae. The coding region runs from base 1 to 324 and encodes 107 amino acids. The transcript is spliced from 3 exons.